Molecule: messenger RNA, 2870 nt
Organism: Uranotaenia lowii
Lineage: Eukaryota; Metazoa; Arthropoda; Insecta; Diptera; Culicidae
Product: zinc finger protein 177-like
Exons: 5
Coding region: 552-1943 (463 amino acids)
Cellular component (GO): nucleus
Source: RefSeq, a predicted model, not a curated record
CUCCUGCGAACAGUGUUUGUACAAACGUCGAGCCAGCGGGUUGGCUUUCUAACAGGGCUCUCACCCUUUUCCCAAGUCUUCGGGAUUUUUUUUUGUGUUCGCUUUGGAAACGUUGCGCUUCCUUCCGCGUAGUUUCUCGGUUGUUGUUGUUAUUGUUUCGCUUCCGUUGGGUGACUCUUAUGGGACUCUUAAGUGAUCUUUGAUUCGGUUUUAAGAAGAACUGCGGCCUCCACUUUAGAACCUGAUCAACCCGGCGACCGUCGGUACUUGUUUAGUGAUCGUUUGUGCAAUAGCAACGAAACUGCCGUGAUCUGGAUCGUUGAAGUUUGUUCGUCAAGAAGCAGAGUUUAUGGUUCUGAUCCUAGAUCAUCCUCCGAAAAGGCAAUGCGGGCCCAAAACUUGUCGAUGUCGAUUUGUUGAAGUCAGUGGAAGAAAUCCGUGAAAAACAACCUGUCUUAUCAGUGUGCUAAACUGUGUUUGUUUUGUUUGUGUGAAUUGAUAAAACAGAAGAAAAUUUUUGAGAGAGUAUUACCAGUGAUCAAGUUUAAGCAAUGGAAACCUGUGUCCUGAUACCACAGGAAUUUGCCCUGGCCGUCACUGGCCUGGGUGCCCGGGGUUCCCGGGAGCAGACCGCCACCGUUUGGUCCAACACGGCCAUCCAGCAGGGAACGCUGUGCUACCCCUUCCAGGGGACGGUCCGGAUCGAUAAUCUAGAUGUCUAUAGCUACGUCGAUGAGGAUGAUAUUCGCCAUCGAUUUGGACUCUACGACGAAAUCACCACCACAAAUGGACGGCGGGUGCGCCACUGCAACUGGAUCCGGUUCCUGCGGGUUUCGGAAACCUACGGACCCCAGGUGAAUGUCGUUUGUGCCAAGGUGAAGGGAGAACCAAUCUACGAAAUCGUGAAACCUAUUCCGUCCCAUCAGGAGCUGGUGGUGUAUUAUCUGCCUGAAGGUCCCGAGGAACUGUUCUUCAUCCGGAUGCGCAGUCAGCUCUACCGGCAGACGAUGGAUUCGAUACUGGAAGACUCCCCCCUCGAUCUCUCAACGUCCCUGCUUUCCCGGGUAAUGCUUCCGAUUUCGCCUCCAUCCGGAACCGAGGACGAGCGAAAAUCCGUUUCCGGCGACAGUUCGAUCUCAAUUUCAUCCGGAGCCAGCACCAGUGGCGGCGAUCUGGAUCAGGUAAUCCCAACGCCAUCGCUACGGAGUAGUCCCAAAGCGCGGCCUUCCCGAGGCGAAAGGGCGAUGCUCCCCUGUGAGGUUUGUGGAAAGGCUUUCGAUCGUCCAAGUUUGCUGAAGAGGCACAUGCGAACGCAUACCGGCGAAAAACCACACGUGUGCGGGGUUUGUGGCAAAGGCUUUAGCACUUCCAGUUCUCUCAACACCCACGUGCGAAUACACAGCGGCGAAAAGCCACAUCAGUGUCAGGUGUGCGGAAAAAGGUUUACAGCUAGCUCGAAUCUUUACUACCAUCGGAUGACGCACAUUAAGGACAAACCCCACAAGUGCAGUCUCUGCUCCAAAUCGUUCCCCACCCCCGGCGAUCUCAAGUCCCACAUGUACGUCCACAAUGGCUCGUGGCCGUUCAAGUGUCACAUCUGCUCCCGCGGCUUCUCGAAGCAGACGAAUCUGAAAAAUCAUCUCUUCCUGCAUACCGGUGACAAACCGCACGUCUGCGAGAUCUGCAACAAAUCGUUCGCCCUGGCCUGCAACCUGAAAGCCCACAUGAAAACCCACGAGGAGAACGCGGGUCAGGAAGGUCAGGAAUCGCCGCAGCACUUCCGGGAAUCCAGUGUCGCCGGAAGCGAAGGUGAAGAGGAAUCCAACAGCCAAGGCCCACCCUCUCUACCUUCCGUUUACGAAAAGUCCGAAGAGCGGCUCAACUUCAGCAAACAUCUGCUCUUCUCCAACUACACCAAGCAGAUGCUUUCCGGAGUCGGAUAAGCUCACUUCCUACUAAAAGAAAUAACUCCCUCAGCCAUCCUCGCUACUACCACUUCGAUUCAUAAACCAACCUAAAUUAACACUUAAAAAGGCACUCAAAUGCAUCCAAAACAAAACAAAACAGAAACACAAUCAAGCACUGAUAACACUGAUGAGUGUAAAUAAUUGUUAGUUCACCAACACCAACAAACGUAAACAAAACAAAACAAACACUAAACCAUCGUUUUCCUUCUUGACCUCUUACCUUAGGGUUAAAACAAGCUCUAUUUCCAAAACAUAUGGCUAGGUACACAUUUUCUGACAUUUCAUCCCCCCCAAAACUUGUACAAAUCGAAGAUCGAAAACCUUAAAGAAAACCGAAUUUCACCAUUCGUGCGUGUACACUUUUUUUCCGUGUCGGAGAGUUUUUUCGUGUAUAAUUUUAAUGAUUUUCCCCAUAUCGCACGUGUAACUACAUUAAUAGCUAAGAACAUUUUUUUGUCAUUUCAUUUACACCCUUACGAUUAUAUUAGUUUAAAAAUCAAAACCACUUGAGGUUAGUUCGCUGGACGCACUGCUGUAAAUAAACGGAACAAAAACGAAAGUACUACUAUGUUGUAUGUGUAAUGAAUUAUGUAUUCCCGCGAGACGUAUCGUUGUCGUUAUUAAUCGAAAAAAAAAACGCUAACUUGUUAAGAGUCUAAAAUUAGCCGUUCACAGAAGCACAAAGUUUUUUUUUAUUGUCAAUACUUUUUUGUAUACUUUUGGAAAUCAAUAAAAGAAAUCCUAACCUGUAUCAGUAUUUGGGAAAAAUACAUUUAAAAUAUAAGAAAACAAGGAAAGUUGUUUUUCCUUGCCUUAUGUAUGUAAUCGUUCUAUUGACCACAACACAAUGCAAAGUAAUAACUAUGAAUAAAACAAGUCUGUACAGUAACUGUCGAAAAUUAA